AGGUAUUAGUCGAAGCCAGCUUGGACUUGUUUGAGCACCUCUACGCGCCCACUUCGCUACCCCGUCAUCGUCCAAACCCCGUCCCCUUUGCGACCGGGUAUCCUUCUUCUUGUCCUGGCAUCCGCGAUUGAAUCCACCAUGUCCGCACUUGUGCGAGCAGUAGGCCAGUCUGGUCGCCGUUAUGUUGUCGAGCGAAUGCUCCAGGAAAAGCCCAUGCCCCUUGACCUUGGCCGCGUUUAUCUUGCUACAUCCGCGGACCAGAAGUACGUCUUAAAAAGCGUGCAGCCGAAGUCAUUCCAGUAUUUCCAGAACAUGUUCGACGAUAUCCGGACCUCUCCUUACUCUCAAUAUGUCCGUGUCCCAGAGGACUCCAUCCCCGACAGAUCCAUGUUCGUAUACAAAUACCUUAAGGAUCACCUUCUAGGCUUCGUUCAGAAAGAUAACCCGCUCCCCGUGACAAAGCGAAUACUGCGCGACGCCCUGCGUGGGAUCGCCGCGAUGCAUGAUAAGGGCAUCGUCCAUACUGAUAUUAAGGCGAAUAAUAUCAUGCUAGAGUGGAAUGAGAAGGGUGGCGAAGUGGUAGUUGAACAGGUACAGGUGGCCGAUAUUGAGGAUGCUGCCUACGUGCCCAAUGACUGCGUUAUUGAGGGACGGCAAGUCGGAAACUGGAUGUGGCGAAGUCCAGAGGCGCAUGCGUCCGGCCAGGUACAUAAACCAUCGGAUAUAUUCUCAUUUGGCGUUGUGUGUAUCUACGCCCUCACCAAGCGAGUAAUCUUUGCAGUGGGAGACGACGAACUCAACGAGCUCAACGAGGGAGAGGAGAAAUUGGCCAUUGUUCUCGAACACCAAAUAUCCUACUUCGGUGACCCCGAAGGGUUCGAGGGUUUGCUCAAGCAUCUUGGCCAGAGUCCUUGGGUUCAGAUAUUUACUGUAAUAGCCGAGGGAUUCAACGAGGAGAAUCCUCGCGUGCCGUUCGCGCAGUGGCCAAUUGUUGAGCCAGAAGCUAGGGACCUCAUUGGACGAAUGAUGAAUAUGGAUCCAAACCGGCGACUAACAGCUCAUGAGGCGUUGGCGCACCCAUGGUUCGCAGACGUUCUGUGAAAGGCUUGGACAGAGUAUCCUCGAUUAUCGAAUGAAGAACCUGGCUGUCUUAGGAACAAGGCCGUCCUAGGAACUUGACAGACUGCAGAAUGGCCCGUAACGUACGGAAUAUUGCAGAGCAAAUUUACUCGAGGCUUGGGACCCAGAAAUUGGAAGCUGGCAGGUCUAUGGGCUCCGCUCACCCUAGCACAGCCAACAGCCCAGGCUGGAGCAUGAGCAGCUUAGUUUCCUAAACGGGGAAGGAAAGUUCUU
Messenger RNA from Trematosphaeria pertusa, 1353 nucleotides. RefSeq names its product kinase-like protein. The transcript is spliced from 3 exons. NCBI's taxonomy places the organism in Eukaryota, Fungi, Ascomycota, Dothideomycetes, Pleosporales, Trematosphaeriaceae. Gene Ontology annotation, cellular component: nucleus; cytoplasm. Bases 139 to 1101 code for a protein of 320 amino acids. Gene Ontology annotation, molecular function: ATP binding; protein serine/threonine kinase activity. Gene Ontology annotation, biological process: protein phosphorylation; mitotic DNA damage checkpoint signaling. The record is from RefSeq and is a predicted model, not a curated record.